UUUUCAAUUUCCAGGGAAAAAUAAAAUAAUAAAAUCAAAUCAAAUAAAAUACCCAACCCACCGCUCCCUCCCUCCCUCCAUUUUUCAGCAAUAAUGGAUCCCACCACUUGCUACACCAAUGGCCACGCUUCAAUGGCGGAUCCCUUGUACUGGGCCGCCGCUGCCGAUGGCCUUAAAGGGAGUCACCUCGACGAGGUGAAGAAAAUGGUGGAGGAGUACCGGCGUGGGGUGGUGCGCCUCGGCGGACAGAGUUUGACGAUUGGACAGGUCGCGGCGGUGGCGUUGCACGACGGUGGAGUUAAGGUGGAACUGAAUGAGGCGGCGAGAGAGGGAGUUAAGGCGAGCAGUGAUUGGGUAAUGGACAGUAUGAAGAGAGGUACGGAUAGCUAUGGAGUUACUACUGGAUUCGGUGCUACGUCCCAUCGGAGAACAAAUCAAGGAGCUGCUUUGCAGAAGGAGCUUAUUCGAUUCUUGAACGCUGGGAUAUUUGGGAAUGGAACAGAGUCCAACCACACAUUGCCUCACACUGCUACGAGAGCUGCUAUGUUGGUCAGAAUCAACACUCUUCUUCAGGGCUAUUCCGGUAUUAGGUUUGAGAUUUUGGAAUCUAUUACCAAGCUCCUUAACCACAAUGUCACACCUUGCCUUCCCUUGCGAGGCACUAUCACAGCUUCUGGUGAUUUGGUUCCUUUUUCUUACAUCGCUGGUUUUUUGACUGGUCGUCCUAAUGCUAAGGCUGUCGGCCCAACUGGUGAUAUCCUUGAUGCUGUAGCAGCUUUUAAAAUCGCUGGCAUUGAUAGUGGAUUCUUUGAGUUGCAGCCUAAAGAGGGUCUUGCACUUGUUAAUGGGACGGGUGUUGGAUCUGGUUUGGCGUCUAUUGUGUUGUUUGAGGCCAAUAUAUUGGCUUUGUUGUCUGAGGUUAUUUCAGCCAUCUUUGCUGAAGUGAUGCAAGGGAAGCCUGAGUUUACUGAUCAUUUGACUCACAAAUUAAAACAUCAUCCUGGUCAAAUCGAAGCAGCAGCUAUUAUGGAACACCUUUUGGAUGGAAGCGCUUUCAUAAAAGAUGCUAAGAGGUUACAUGAGUUGGACCCUCUUCAAAAGCCGAAACAAGAUCGUUACGCUCUUCGGACUUCACCUCAAUGGUUAGGCCCUCAAAUUGAAGUGAUCCGACAUUCAACAAAAUCGAUCGAGAGAGAGAUCAACUCUGUAAAUGACAAUCCAUUGAUUGAUGUUUCAAGGAAUAAAGCUUUACAUGGAGGCAAUUUUCAAGGAACUCCAAUUGGAGUGUCCAUGGAUAAUACUAGAUUGGCUCUUGCUUCUAUUGGAAAGCUUUUGUUUGCUCAAUUCUCCGAACUCGUGAAUGAUUUCUAUAACAAUGGAUUGCCUUCAAAUCUCUCAGGAGGAAGUAAUCCAAGCUUGGAUUAUGGAUUUAAAGGGGCCGAAAUUGCCAUGGCUUCCUAUUGCUCAGAAUUACAAUACUUAGCAAAUCCGGUCACCAAUCAUGUUCAAAGUGCAGAACAACACAACCAAGAUGUGAACUCAUUGGGUUUAAUCUCAUCAAGAAAAACAGCUGAGGCAAUAGAUAUCUUGAAGUUAAUGAGCACAACGUUCUUAGUGGCUCUUUGCCAAGCCAUAGAUUUGAGACACAUAGAGGAGAAUCUGAAAAGCACAGUGAAAAACACAGUGAGUCAAGUCGCCAAGAAAAUUUUAACCAUUGGAGUAAACGGAGAGCUUCAUCCAUCAAGAUUCUGUGAGAAAGAUUUGCUGAAAGUCAUAGAUAGAGAAUAUUGUUUUGCUUACAUUGAUGAUCCAUGCAGCAUGACAUAUCCAUUAAUGCAAAAACUAAGGCAAGUUCUUGUAGAACAUGCAUUGAAGAACAAUGAUGAUCUGAAGAAUUUAAACUCCUCAAUCUUUCUAAAGAUCGGAGCUUUUGAGGAAGAACUAAAAACCCUUUUGCCCAAAGAAGUAGAAAGUGGAAGACAAGCCAUUUCAAAAGGAAAAGCAAUAAUUCCGAAUAAGAUAAAGGAUUGCAGAUCUUACCCAAUUUACAAAUUUGUUAGAGAAGAAUUGGAAACUGAUAUAUUGACCGGUGAAAAAGUGAAAUCUCCUGGAGAAGAAUUUGACAAAGUUUUUAGUGCAAUUUGUGAAGGGAAAAUCAUUGAUCCUUUGCUUGAAUGCCUUGAGAGUUGGAAUGGGACUCCUCUUCCUAUAAAUUGAGACUUGUCAGUGGAAAAAUCACUGUUCUGUGGCCUCUGUUCUUGUGUAUUAUUAGUAGUAUUAUCAUUAUCUCUUCUUCUUCUUUUUCUUUUAUGGUUUGGUUUGUAAUCAAUUGACUGUCAUCAACUUUUGCCAAAUCUAAAUUACUCUUAUCUUUUCUACUGUAUGUUGCUGUAAAGAAAGUUAAGGAAGUUUUGGGCUUGUAUGCAUAUGCAAUAUUAUUUUUGGUUGGGACCA
This is a messenger RNA of Cucumis melo (muskmelon), 2454 nucleotides long. Its product is annotated as phenylalanine ammonia-lyase. Gene Ontology annotation, biological process: L-phenylalanine catabolic process. Gene Ontology annotation, molecular function: phenylalanine ammonia-lyase activity. Gene Ontology annotation, cellular component: cytoplasm. The transcript has 2 exons. The record is from RefSeq and is a predicted model, not a curated record. The coding region runs from base 94 to 2217 and encodes 707 amino acids. NCBI's taxonomy places the organism in Eukaryota, Viridiplantae, Streptophyta, Magnoliopsida, Cucurbitales, Cucurbitaceae.